Molecule: messenger RNA, 2233 nt
Organism: Hyposmocoma kahamanoa
Lineage: Eukaryota; Metazoa; Arthropoda; Insecta; Lepidoptera; Cosmopterigidae
Product: suppressor of tumorigenicity 14 protein homolog
Exons: 5
Coding region: 361-1917 (518 amino acids)
Molecular function (GO): protein binding
Source: RefSeq, a predicted model, not a curated record
UUGUGCCUUCCUCCGGUUGCGUGUCGCAGGCACGUCGCCACGCGACUGCCAGCGAAGGCCGCACCGGCCUUCGCACGGUGCAUCAUCCAGAUGCUGCAAAUGCAUCGCUCGCAGUGCGCGUGGCGGCGGAGGCCGAUCCACAGACAAAAGGACGCUCAGCCACCGCACCACGUAUGGCCCACCGGUGCUGCAACGCGACAACCGCCGCCCUGCAGAGGAAAGUAAUGUCAAACAUUGCAAAAGAAAAAUGCUACACAUCGAGGCCGGUCAUUGACCAUGUGCAAUUGCAGUACUAUAACUUAUACCAGUUGUUUUAAAACGUAGUUACUAUGUUACGAAGAUAUUGUAGAGUUAACAAUAAUGGCGCUAUCAGUCACCUUUGACGACCAACUUAUCACAACCACCGAUGUUAAUGACAGUUCCGCUUCCAACUGGGAUGCGCUGUAUUGCUCACAUUUGUGGUCUGACAGUAAUUUGCGAAGAGAAGUGUUAAACGCGACCUACACUGACAAUAAAGUUAUAAAAUAUUGUUACACAUGUAAGGGAAAAAUAAGAAAAUAUGAAAUCAGAUCACCGAGACAAGAUUUUGUACCUGAUAACCAUUCCACUCCUAUUCCAAAGCUAACUAUAAAAGAUGAACGACAUCCUAAUAGACCAAUAAACACUUCCUUCUGUCACACCGACAACGUCUCUAAUAAUGUAGAGACAGGCCAAAGUAUACCAACAAUAUCACGUCACAUAGAUUCAAGUUUCAGGCAAAAAUAUACAACAUAUGAAAUGCGUCCUCAUGAAAUGAACCAUAGAAGAAUUCGAAAAAGUCUGAAAGGCAUUGGCUGUAUUGUUAACCUAGCCCUGGUUGACAGUCCAGUAAAAAAAAGGACUCAAAUACAAGCCUGCUCAAUAAGUGUCAUGAUUAUAGCUAUCGUAGUUAUAAGUUUUAUUUUAGUUAACUUUACCACUCCUAGCUUUACGAAUUCUAAUGAUGUUGUUACUAGUACAAUUGUAGUGCCAACUAUGAGUUCCAAUGAAACGUCUUCUAUUAUAAAUAAAUAUGACAAAACUUUACAAUCUGUAAAUUUCAACGUCACUGAACAGGUGACAAUCACAGAAAAUGAUGGUAUGCCCUUAACAAGCAGCAUAUCAUCAGAAACAAGUAUUACUGGCGACUCUGAUGGAGUUCCAAAAGAAUCUAAACUGAAAGUAGCCAUAGAUCUUACGUCAGAAACGUCGACCAAUUUACCCCCAAACUUUUGCUCGUGCCAAACAAGCGAAAUAUGUAUGUUGGAAACGACUACUGGGAAAGGAGUAUGCAGGACACCCGUGGACCAAGAUGACCCUACAGGAUGUGGAGGUUUGUGCGCGUUGAAUACUGAGGCAUGUCGUGAAAUAGACAAGAUUACUGGAGUAAAGUACUGUCUCUCUUUACUGGGUCCUACAUCAUCAUGUUUGGAUGAAGAGUGGCAAUGUCGCAAUUCUCGUUGUGUCCCGAAUGAAGCUCGUUGCAAUGGCACUCCUCAAUGCUACGAUAAGUCCGAUGAAAUGAACUGCGAAUGUGAUCUAACAAAGAAUUUUCGUUGCGGUCACUCAAUGUCAUGUCUUCCCAAAGCAAAACGCUGCGAUAGAGUCGUUGAUUGCUGGGACGGCUUCGACGAAAUUAAUUGCACUGCGGUGUGUCCAAACGAAGACCAGUUUACAUGCAACACCGGUCAGUGCAUCGAGUUGGCUCUUUUUUGCGAUGGCCUUGCGGACUGCGCGGAUGGCAGCGAUGAGCCACAGGGCUGUGGUGGGCCGUGCCGCUCUCACGAGAUGCACUGUGCUAACGGCCGCUGCAUUCCUAAUUUCCGUCGAUGUGACCGCCACGACGACUGCGGUGAUAUGUCCGACGAAUUCUUUUGUUCCGAUUCCACAUCUCUGUAAGGGUUAUAUUUGUAAUGUCCUAUGGUAAUAACCCAUCACGUAUAAUAUUAAUUGUGAAUUCGGAAAUACAAAGUCCAUAUUGUUUAAGUCGUUCAUAAAUUAUGCAGUGAAAAGCUGCAGUUAGGGAUAGUCUCCGGAUUAGUACCUUAGAACGAAACUUUACAUUAUUUUUGUCUAAGAGAAAUAUCUCUUUUUAUGAUACAUAAUACCAAAAUACUACAGUAAAGUUUAACUUUCGUUUUCGUAUUUAAUUUAGUGGGUUUUCUCUAACACAUAACGAUAGUAAUAAGAAUUAAAAGUUAUUAAACAUUUACCU